AUGAUUAAUUUUCUCUGGAAGAAUUUGCGCUGUUUUCCCCGCAUUUAUGGUGAAUCGCAGAACCGGUUUUGUACACCUUUUGAUCUUCUCUGUGCCAUAAGUCUUCAGCAGCCAACUCAUUUGGUUGUUGAAUGUGAAAGUGAUAUUCAUGGAAGUUCGGUAGGUACGGAAAGGCAUUUCAGUGUUUUAAUCGUUUCUGACGCUUUUGAAGGCCUAAAAAAUGUUGAGAUACAUCGUCGAAUAUAUGAAUGCCUUCAGAGCGAAUUGAAUAGCGGUGUACAUGCGUUGAGAUUGGAUGCUUAUCCAAAGUCGAAAUAUGACAAAGUGUUUUCUUCACCUCCCCCGCCUUGUUCUAAUGAUUAA
Messenger RNA from Dracunculus medinensis (Guinea worm), 363 nucleotides. Lineage: Eukaryota; Metazoa; Nematoda; Chromadorea; Rhabditida; Dracunculidae. The record is from the annotation of a GenBank genome assembly.